UUCACAUCGCCACAGUUGUCUUACAAAAUGGCGACAGAGAAGUUUUUGUAAACAAAAUAAGUGAGAAAUGUAGUUGGCCUUUUGCAGCACAGCGUUGCUCAGCCACAGAGUGAGGAGAGCUGGUUGUGAAAGCCGUUGUUACAUCAUGGAUGUAGUUCUAGCAGUGUUGAGGCCGAAGCAAAGCCAGGCUACCCAGAGUCAGAGCUACAGGCCUCAGCUCUAUGAAAUCCUGCUUCUGGACAGCAAGACCCCUCAAGGGGAAAAGGUGAAGCCAGCCAAGUACCUCCCGAUGCUGCCCAUGAAGACUGUGGAGGAAGAACCAAGGGAACUGGUGCUUACACAGGUCUACAGACUCACGGGCAUUAAAGGUGAGAGGGCUCUGCAAGUCCAGUGGAACCAGGAUGUUCCUGGGUCCUUGAGGGAAUCCCUGUCUCAGUUUUGCCUCUUCUUUGUUCCGGUCAGUCUUAAUGACAAGGUGAACAAAAAGUUUGUAGAACAAGCUCAGAACACCCCAGGUUUCUACCCCUUGGAAUAUGUCAAUGAAGCUCUAGCAAAUGGAUCAGUUCACUUUCCAUCACCAACUCGCACUUUCUUGUCUCAUUUAGAAAGCUGGCUGAGAGACAAGCACCAGCGAAGCACAGCCAUCGAAUGCAUGUUCCGACCAAGAGCCGAGUUUCGCAUCCACCUCACCGUGCACAACCCGGCGUUCAUUCCCAGCCGCAUCACACCAGAGGGCGAGGGGGCCAGCAGUAGUAAGGUGGCCCAGUUACCGCCCAAGAUCCAGCUGACGGCCAACGAGGCCUUAGCCAAGAUGUUGGCCAUUGAGAAAUGUGAUACGGUUGUGAUGAAUCCUCUGUUCGGCUCCGGCCUGCCUUAUAAAACUAAGGUCAACUCCUUUGAAGUAAAUGACCACUGGCUUCGUAUGCCCAACUAUCGCAAUAUAAGCAUUCCUUCACCGCCGCCAAAUAACCCAUCGGCUUCCCGAUGGAGAGAGAAAUUCCCUCUGCAUGCUUUUGCAGCUGCAGGGGAUAAAGAAGAAGUAGGGAUUCUGCUCAAGAAAGGGUACAGUCCCUCAGAGACAGACUCAAACUCUCUUGCACCCAUUCACUACGCAGCUUGGUAUGGCUGUAUCAGUGUGGUGGAACAGCUCAUUAGUGCUGGCUGCUCACCCAACACGGUGGACGGAGAGAACAGCACACCUCUUCACAUGGCCGCCAAGAAGGGCAAUGUACAGCUGGCCCAGUGUCUGCUGCGAAGAAUUGACAUAGAUUUGAACAUUCGGGACAAAGAUGGGAAACGAGCCAUCGAUGUUUGUUCGACUGUGCAUAACCGUACCUCACGCCAUGAGCAAGUUGAGCAACUGAUCAAAGAUGCAGCUCAGAGACCUAACUUAUCAAUUGAAGUUUUUCUCAUGGACAACAGCAGCAAAAGUCUACAGCUUUCCUCUGGGUACAAAACCACUGUCCAACAGCUGAAUGAGCAGAUGAUGAAGGAAUUUAACCUGCCCAUGAAGUACUCCGACAUCUUCACUCUUUGGAUUUGUUCUAAGAGUUUAGAGCUGCAGCUGAAGCUUGAGCAUGAGGUUGUGAAGGAGCUGCAGCAGUGGCAUACACGCAGCGUGAACAUGUUGACCGAGGCCCGCAACCCCUCGGAGGAGGAGCCUUCACUCAAGUGGAGGAGGAAUGUCAAGGUCAGCGUGGACAAGGAGAAGCAGGUUCAACAUCCAAAGGCACUAGACCUACUAUUCCACGAGGCCUACUACAACUACAUCAAUGGCCUCUAUCCGUGCAAGGACCGGGACAUUGUGACCUUUGCCUCCAUCAUCUUUGCCAUACAGCACCACGGGACUGGGAGUGUCAAGUCCGUUCUUUCCACUCUAAACAUGGGCCAGCUGAAGGAGAUGAUCCCUGCUGCCUCACUGAGGAACAACCAGCUGAGCCACUGGAUCAAACAGAUCUCUAAAGAGUACAACAAUGUCAAGGACAUUCCACAGCAGCAACUCAAGUCACACUUUCUAAGCAUCUGCCAGCGUCUGAUGGUCUAUGGAUCUGCAUUCUUCACUGGCAACAUCACGUCACAUCAACGCAAGUCAUCCAUUCCUAGUGCCCCCUGCUUUGUCGGGGUCAAUGACCUGGGCAUACAUAUCAUCAACAUCCAAACUAAGCAAAUGGUGGAGUCAUUAGAGUAUGGGGAAAUUGUGUGGAAACAUAUCUUUGAACGCUCUUUGUUAGAGGUAACUUUGAUCAAGCCCGAGUCUCGAGAUGGCCGCAGUCCACGGGGACUAGCCUCCAGGGGCGUCUAUGAGAUACGAACCCGUCAGGCGGGGCUCAUAGAUCAUCUGAUGCAACAGCUGAAGCGCAUGCAUGGGGACAAUGUGGUCAGAUGAACGGGGCUUGCAGGUUGUGAACAAGAUGUAGUGGACCCUUCGUGUCUAAAUGUGUGUGUGUAGGACUCGUAUUGUUGAAGUGCAAAGAUACAUUGCCACUGAUGUGUGCUGGAUAAAUUUUCUGUGGGAUCCAGAAGUGGCUUGUGAAUGGUUGCCGAGUGCUCUACUCUUUUCAAGUCAGUCAAGUCCACUUGGAGAGGAGCUAUGAGGCCUUCCAUUCGUAAUAACAAACUGUUGGAAGUGGUGUAAAAUAAUGUGCUAUAUGACAGAACUAGGCUCAGCCUCCAUAGAUCUGUCUUCAUGAUGUUUUUAUGCAGUGAAAAUAUUUCCUGAGAAGUACUUACUGUUUUCAAUAUAUAUUGUUUGACUGUACUACUUUUUCUAAAUGCCAAAAAGUUUGGAAUUUUCAGCAGAUAUCUAAUGACUUUGGAUACAUUAUGUGGGCGGGUACAUGAUAUGGAUUUUGUGGUUUGUCCUACUUGCAUGGGAUAAUGCUCUGGGGACAUGUGUUCUUUAAAAUAAUGAGUGACGUUAGCCCAUGGUAUAACUCUAGUUACAGAAUAACUGCAGUUGAUUGAUGGUGAGCUUUGUCCAAAUCAGUGUCCUAUUUUGGAAAUGAGAAUAAACCAAAAAAGAUUAUAAAUGACUGCUUAUAUGGAGAAUUUAGCAUGAAGGAAGAACUUACUAUACUUUAUUAUAUCUUGGACUGACUAGGAUUUAACCGAAAGAAAAAGUGCAUGAUAGUGCUUGGUUGUUUGUGUCUGUUGGUUGGUAGAAAGUGAAAGGGACUGGGAGGGAGUUUCUUUUCUGAACUAAAAUACACCCACUGUCUUUUAUUUUGUCUUUCAGAUGGGUAUUUUUGACUUUUGCAUCAUGACAUACCCCUUUCCUUACCUAAUAAAAUGUUAACAGGGCUGUUACUCUGGUUUGUAGUGCUCCUUAUGGCACAGAAGGAAUAAUUGUAUGGAAGCUUUUUGUCGCUACUUCAUGUCAUAUCAAAAUUUUCACUCCAGAGGGAUGAAACGUCCCAAGUUCUUCUAUUUGCUUGCAAAGGGCUCAUCUGGUACUCAUAUAGAGGCUUUGUAUAGAAGAGAGGCUAGUUUAAUCUCAAAUUAUGUGAUGGGUCUUGUCAUCAGCAUAUAUAUAUAUGUGUCAUGACGUGGUGGAGUUGGGUGCUCGUCAGUUUUUGGGUAUGUCGAGUAAUUGGCAUCAUCUUAAAUAUUGUUUACAGGUCUGUCUUCCGAUGAAAAGAUACUCAUCUACCUUGAAUAGAUAUGGAGAUACUUGUGAUUAAAGGAGCUGGGGAUCGCCUUGUUUCAAAAGUUAAAUUAGCAAGAAAAUGGCGGCCAAAUUUUGGCCAGAGUUUGAGUGUCCUUGAAAAUUGCAAAUUUGCUUUUUUCUUGUGCCUUUGAUUAAUGCUUUUCCAGUAAAGUCCACAUAGAAAUGUGUUUUUUAAAUGGACAUGAAAGGUGUUUAGCCAAAACCCAAAAAUUAAAAAUAAACGAAAACUGCCGAAAGGUUAGAAAAAUGGUGGUUUCUUUGAUUUAAUUAUAUUAUUUUGAGGAGAGCCUAAUUUCACCACGUUGCCUCACAUAUAUAUCUAUAUAUAUAUAUAAUGUACAUAUGGUGCUUGGAGGGUAAUGUGGGAGCUCCUCUCCUACUCGGAAGGUUUGAAUUGUAAUUUGAAUUGUAAUAUAGUCCUGGGCUCGCAAUGUUUACAGUUAUGUCAUUGGUUUAUUUUUCACUGUGUUUUUUUUAAUUGUCAAACUUUAUAAAGCGAAAUGUGAUUACCAUAAAGGCCUGAUAAAUAAAUGUAUGGAAUAUACUCACUUGCAUAUAUUCACCUUUUGCAAGGUGUUGUGGAUAUGAGGGUUAUGUGUGAAUGCAGUGCUUGUGACUGGUUGAGAUGGUGAGGAUGCAUGUCGUCAAAUACAUUAGAAAUACAUUAGAAAUACAUUAAAAGUACAUUGCAUUAGUUCACGAGAGACUCUGCCUGGGAUGACGCUUGAGGAAAUUUGCUGUUCGUUUUCUUAAGCCUCAAUCUCAUCAUGUUGUGAUAAAGGAUCUGUUUACGGUUCUGGGACUACUUCAAGUAAAACAUUUUCCGAGACACUUAAUGCAUUGCUGCAUCAAGAAGAUGACUUUUUAUUAUUUUUAAAAACGCAAUCUCAAUGUAGGCCUAUCAUGCUAAAAUUUCUGGAACUAUGUUGUUUUAGUGUUGACCGACUUAUGAACUUGUACGUGUUAUGUGUUUGCAUGUCGACUUUGAAACUGUUUUUAGAAAUAAAAAAAAGUGUCAUAAUGAUUAAGUUCCAACAGAUAUGCAUUAACUCUGUCUGCCAUGUGCCUUACACACACAUUUUGUGUGAUUUCAUUAUUUUUGUUUCUUGUCUGGUUACCUGUUCGAAUAAUGAGUUUUGAUCCUAUGGAUACUUUAGGUAUCAAUAUGUAUAAGUUAUGGUCCUUGCCUCUGUAGGUUAUGGUGUAAUAUUUUGUUUAGAAUGUAGGGGCCUGUACGUAAGACUGACAAGUUUUAUUGUUGACUUAAUAAUCGUUUGACUUGUUUUAAAGAAAAAUUGUUUAUGUCAGUUUGAUAUUUCUUUUUAUAACUGAUGGGUAAAGAUGCACAACUUUCUUUGUCGAGAAAAGCAUUUGUUGUGUUGAUGUAGUUUGUGGAGAUUAGAUUGUUCUAGUAAUUUGAAAUGUGUUUCUAUCAGCAAAUUGGUUUAGUGUAUGGUAGAAAAAAUAUGCAGUGCUAAAAGUUCUGGUUGGUGUGUGUUCAUAUUAUGAUAUUUGUGUGCGUGCGUGUGCGUACACCUUGUUUUUGUACACGUGUGUGUGUGAAUGUAAAUGAGUUUUUUUCAAUAAGUGUGUAUGUGAGAGUGAGUGAGA
Molecule: messenger RNA, 5278 nt
Organism: Aplysia californica (California sea hare)
Lineage: Eukaryota; Metazoa; Mollusca; Gastropoda; Aplysiida; Aplysiidae
Product: krev interaction trapped protein 1
Exons: 19
Coding region: 146-2386 (746 amino acids)
Biological process (GO): signal transduction; cell redox homeostasis; negative regulation of angiogenesis
Cellular component (GO): cytoskeleton; plasma membrane
Molecular function (GO): protein binding
Source: RefSeq, a predicted model, not a curated record